CAUUCCUGGUCCAACGGUCCGCGGGGAUUGUCGCGCGUUAGGUGAGCACUCGGUACGCAACAGCACUCGGUGUAUCCCUGACGAGCCGUCGUUCCUUCACGGGAAGUUCGGAGUUGCGAUCGAUUCCUCCUGUAAAAAAAUUCGCCCGAAUCACAUUUUGUGUUCCAGUAAAGCGCUUUACCUCAGCGAGCAAAAUGACUAUUGGACAAAUCAGAGCUCGUCAGAUCUUUGACUCACGUGGGAACCCUACAAUAGAGGUCGAUGUUAUCACCGAACUGGGGAAAUUUCGUGCAGCGGUACCAUCCGGUGCAUCCACUGGGAUUCACGAAGCCUUGGAGCUGAGGGAUAACGACAAGUCCAAGUAUCAUGGGAAGUCUGUUUUCAAAGCGAUAGAAAACAUCCAAAACAUCAUCGUUCCUGCUCUGCUGGAGGCCAAAAUUGACGAAACGCGGCAGGAGGAGAUCGAUAAUCUGCUGUUGAAACUGGACGGUACACCAAAUAAAUCGAAGCUUGGAGCAAAUGCAAUUCUGGGUGUCUCCCUAGCUAUCUGCAAGGCUGGCGCUGUCAAGAAACAAAUACCCUUAUACGAGUACAUCGCCGAAUUAGCCGGCAAUAAGGACAUCGUCCUGCCGGUACCAGCGUUCAAUGUAAUCAAUGGUGGUUCCCACGCUGGCAACAAGCUGGCUAUGCAGGAGUUCAUGAUCUUGCCCACCGGUGCAGCAACCUUCACGGAAGCUAUGAAGAUGGGUUCCGAGGUCUACCAUCACUUGAAGGCGGGCAUCAAGAAGAAGUUCGGUCUGGAUGCCACCGCUGUGGGUGACGAGGGUGGAUUCGCGCCAAACAUCUUGGAGAACAAGGAAGCGCUCAAUUUGAUUAUGGACGCCAUCAAGACCGCUGGCUACGAGGGUAAGAUCAAGAUCGGCAUGGACGUCGCCGCGUCCGAGUUCCACAAGAACGGCAAGUACGACCUGGACUUUAAGAACGAGAAAUCCGACCCGAACACGUACCUGACACCGGAACAACUGAAGAACCUGUACCUGGAAUUCGUCAAGGAAUUCCCGAUCGUGUCGAUCGAAGACCCGUUCGAUCAGGACGACUGGGAAUCGUGGACCUCCAUGACCGCGGCUACUUCCAUCCAGAUCGUUGGCGACGAUCUCACUGUCACCAAUCCCGAGAGAAUCAAGGUAGCGGUUGAGAAGAAGGCCUGCAACUGCUUGCUGCUGAAGGUCAACCAGAUCGGCUCCGUGACCGAGGCCAUCAACGCCCACAAGCUCGCCAAGAGCAACGGUUGGGGCACCAUGGUCUCCCAUCGUUCCGGAGAGACCGAGGACACGUUCAUCGCCGAUCUGGUUGUCGGUCUCUCGACCGGCCAGAUCAAGACCGGCGCGCCCUGCCGCUCGGAGCGCUUGGCCAAGUACAACCAGAUCAUGCGUAUCGAGGAGGAGCUCGGCGCCAAAGCGAAAUACGCCGGCGAGAAAUUCCGCAACCCCGCCGCUUAAACGAGACUGUAAAUACUCCUGUAACAUCAGGCACGGUCGGGUCCAGGUCGUCGCCAAGUUUUGUCUACCCGUAUGCGUUACGCGAGUAAGGCGUAUACCUUUGUGUUCGUACUAGGUACGUAGUCUGGACGCUAAUAUUUUUCGUAGCUUCAAUCGAUUCAUAUACGAGCAACGCAGUUAUAGAGAGCAUAUUAAACGUGACGUACAACUGUCAUCUCGCGAAUUAAUUAGAAAAAGAAACUUUUAGUUAAAGAGACUUGAGAGAAGACAUGUAGAAUUUCCUCUUCUUUUAUUUUAUUAUUAUUUAAUUUUAAUCAUCAAUGCGUUUUUUCUCCUUUUUCAUUUUCAAAAUAACUCAUUCAGCAUCGCCGCUGGCGGAUGACUUUGUUAGACUUGACAGUCUAUAAAUAUUGAAAAGAUAUACAUAUAAAUAUAUAUAUAUAUAUAUAUGUUAUGACAAAUAUACAUUACAAUAAAUUAUGUUAUGUAGUUUUAUGGACGGUCAUGUGUACGCAUGACGCAUUAAUAAAGGCAGUUGCGCAAAAAAAAUAAAGCCUUAUUUCAGGGCGUAUGUACAAUACAAUACGCGAAGAUCAAUAAUACUGCAUAGCGUCGAGAGAUAAAUCUUGUCAAAACCAUAUCUGUAAAAAUAAACGAAUAAAUAAAGCCUGAUGAUACGAGA
This is a messenger RNA of Ooceraea biroi (clonal raider ant), 2181 nucleotides long. RefSeq names its product alpha-enolase (gene Eno). Gene Ontology annotation, biological process: glycolytic process. Gene Ontology annotation, cellular component: phosphopyruvate hydratase complex. Gene Ontology annotation, molecular function: phosphopyruvate hydratase activity; magnesium ion binding. The record is from RefSeq and is a predicted model, not a curated record. NCBI's taxonomy places the organism in Eukaryota, Metazoa, Arthropoda, Insecta, Hymenoptera, Formicidae.